Leptonychotes weddellii (Weddell seal) is the source of this 762-nucleotide messenger RNA. The record is from RefSeq and is a predicted model, not a curated record. NCBI's taxonomy places the organism in Eukaryota, Metazoa, Chordata, Mammalia, Carnivora, Phocidae.
GCUUAUGGGCCCUGCAUGUGUGCGUGCUUCCGGUGGCAGCAGGAGGCGCUGCGGAAGAUCAUUACCACCCUGGCUGUGAAGAAUGAAGAGAUUCAAAGCUUCAUCUACUCCCUCAAGCAGAUGCUGCUGAACGUGGAGGCAAACUCCACCAAGGUGCAGGGGGACCUGGAGGCCGAGUUCCAGUCCCUCUUUUCCCUCCUGGAGGAGCUGAAGGAGGGCAUGCUCAUGAAGAUAAAGCAGGACCGGGCCAGCCGCACCUACGAGCUGCAGAACCAGCUGGCCGCCUGCACUCGGGCCCUGGAGAGCUCCGAGGAGCUUCUGGAGACAGCCAACCAGACCCUGCAGGCCACAGACAGCAACGACUUCCCUCAGGCUGCCAAGCAAGUCAAAGAUGGUGUGACAAUGGCCCCUGCCUUCCGGCUGUCAUUGAAGGCCAAGGUGAGCGACAACAUGAGUCACCUCAUGGUGGACUUCGCGCAGGAGCGGAGGAUGCUACAGGCACUCAAGUUCCUACCUGUGCCCAGCGCCCCUGUGAUUGACCUGGCCGAGUCCCUGGUAGCAGACAACUGUGUGACCUUGGUGUGGCGCAUGCCGGACGAGGACAGCAAGAUUGACCACUACGUGCUGGGGUACCGGCGGACCAACUUCGAGGGCCCGCCCCGUCUGAAGGAGGAGCAGCCCUGGAUGGUCAUCGAGGGCAUCCGGCAGACGGAGUACACGCUGACUGGAUCCCCUUUCAACUGGGGGGCCUGGCUGGGCUGA